Messenger RNA from Myxocyprinus asiaticus (Chinese sucker), 2002 nucleotides. RefSeq names its product mucolipin TRP cation channel 3b (gene mcoln3b). The coding region runs from base 144 to 1853 and encodes 569 amino acids. Gene Ontology annotation, molecular function: NAADP-sensitive calcium-release channel activity. The record is from RefSeq and is a predicted model, not a curated record. Gene Ontology annotation, cellular component: plasma membrane; lysosomal membrane. NCBI's taxonomy places the organism in Eukaryota, Metazoa, Chordata, Actinopteri, Cypriniformes, Catostomidae. The transcript is spliced from 15 exons.
ACCUGUUGAAAUGGAAUUCAAUCCGGAUUGAGUUCAGUUUUAUUAGGUGGAUUUUUGCAGCUGACCACGAAAUAAAGACAUCAGUUUAACAAUCUUAACUUCCGGAUUAGGCCUUUAAGAAAUAUACUUAAUUACCAGUUGUUAUGGAGUCGUGUAAUGGAGAGAUGCAUCACUGCUGUAAUUUAAACUCAGACUUUGAUGACUGCAGCGAGGCCUAUUUACGUGUGAAUGAUUCCAACGGUAACAGUUCAGUCCACACUGAGCAGGAAGUGGAGAACUUCAGGAGGAAGCUGAAAUAUUUCUUCAUGAGCCCCUGUGACAAGUUCAAGGCUCGCGGCCGGAAACCUUGGAAACUGAUGCUGCAAAUCAUCAAAAUCGCAGUUAUCACCAUGCAGCUGGUGUGGUUUGGUCUCAGUAAUCAGAUGGUGGUUCAGUUUAAGGAGGAGAACCUCAUGACCUUCAGACAUCUGUUCCUGAUGAACUUCGAUGAUGUCCGCUCAGAUACCUACUCCGUUUACACACAGCGUGACGUCUACACACACAUCAAGUAUGCUGUACAGCAGUUCCUGAUGUUGCCAAACAUAACGCUGGGCAAUCAUGAGUAUGAGAGUGUAGGUGGAGUUUACGCUCCGCUCGACAUCUGCCAACAGUUUUACCGCAAUGGAAGCAUCUCCCCAGCCAACGAAACCUUUAGUAUUGACGUUCAGGUGGAUGAAGAGUGUUCUCAGAUUUACCCAAUGCAACCCUUCAAAACAUUGAAGGCAAAUCCACUAAACUUAACUCUGCACUUUGAAAGGUUGUUGAUUGUGACUAUAAAGUUCACUCUGAAAGCUAUUAACCUGCAGACAGUUCAGUAUCAUGAGCUCCCAGACUGUUACAAAUUCAACAUUAUGAUCACCUUUGACAACAAGCCUCACAGUGGUGAAAUCAAGAUUGAUCUGGACUACGAUGUGAAUAUUAAUGAAUGCAGAAACUGGAGCGUCAUUGGUGCAUCACCCAGAAACCUGUACAUGACGGUGGUGUUCGACAUCAUGAUCAUUCUCACCCUUGUGGCGUCUCUGGUUCUCUGCACGCGCUCAGUGAAAGCUGGAGUCCUUCUGAUGUUUGAGUACACAGAGUUCUUCUCCAGUCGUUAUGGUAAACGUGUGUCAUUAUCUGAGCGUAUGGAGUUCAUUAACGGCUGGUGUAUUGUCAUCGUUGUCAGUGAUGUGCUGACCAUCACGGGUUCUGUGCUGAAAAUCAUCAUCCAACUGAAGGCUGUGGCGAGUUAUGAUUUGUGCAGUAUUCUGCUGGGUACCGGCACCAUGAUGGUGUGGAUCGGAGUUUUACGCUACAUGGGAUACUUCAAAAAAUACAAUAUUCUCAUCAUCACUCUGAGAGCGGCGUUACCAAACGUCAUUCGUUUCACCUGCUGUGCUGCUAUGAUUUAUUUGGGCUACUGUUUCUGUGGAUGGAUUGUUCUGGGACCCUACCACAGGAAGUUCCGGACUCUGAAUGUGGUAUCUGAGAGUUUGUUUUCGCUCAUAAACGGUGACGACAUGUUCGCCACCUUUAAGAACAUGCAGCAAAAGAGUUACAUGGUGUGGCUCUUCAGUCGUCUGUAUCUUUACACGUUUGUGUCUUUGUUCAUCUAUAUGGUGCUCAGUCUCUUCAUCACCCUCAUCACAGACACAUACGACACCAUCAAGCAUCAGCAGUUAAAAGGUGAACCCGUCUCUGAUCUUCAUGCGUUCAUCAUGCAGUGUAAAGAUUCUCCCGAGUCGGGCUGCUUCAGUGUGGACGACACCAAACACACCUGCAUCAUCUGCUGUUUACAGAGGACACAUCGUUCCAAGGAGAAAGCGGACUGUUAGAUCACAGGAUUCACCACGAGUCUGGAUGUGUGGUUGAGCAGAUGUGUAUUAGGCUUAACAAAUGUUCAAAGAUAUGUAUGAAUUGUGAAUCUUCAGAUGAGGUAAAGAUUAUAGAAACAGAAUCACAUGUACAGUUGUUCUUAAAAGCA